This is a messenger RNA of Panicum hallii, 3321 nucleotides long. RefSeq lists its product as uncharacterized. The coding region runs from base 99 to 3062 and encodes 987 amino acids. NCBI's taxonomy places the organism in Eukaryota, Viridiplantae, Streptophyta, Magnoliopsida, Poales, Poaceae. Gene Ontology annotation, molecular function: ubiquitin binding. The transcript has 9 exons. The record is from RefSeq and is a predicted model, not a curated record.
CCUAAAAUCGAGGAGGAAACCUACUGACUGACUUCUCGUCCCCAAGUCACCAAACCAGAGGGGGCGUCUCCACCUCCUCCACCUUCCUCGAUCCAGCCAUGUCGUCCGCGCCGCCCUCUCACCAAUCCAAACCCUCCCAACACCGCCGCCAGCACCACAACCCCGGACCAAGGCAGCCGCCGCCGCAGCAGCGGUACGUCCACAAAUCCGCCUCCCCCGCGGCCCCAAAACCUUCGCCCCCUUCCCAGCCAUCGCUCACCACUGCGCUCCGAUCGUCGACCGCCUCGUCCUCCGCGUCCGGCUCUGGCAGGGGCACCAGCGGCAGGGUUGGUGGCCCGGCGGCUGAUAGAUUCGUCGCGUACCUGCCGCAUGACGAGGCCGUCGCGGCGGGGCUCGGCGGCCUUGACGCCCAUGAGUCGCAGACCGUCGUCGACCUCCUCAACGAUGCGCUCGCCGCGCUCCUCCGGGCCAAACCUCGAGAGCUCUGGCGCCAGGUGGCACAGAAUACUUCUUUGCAUGAUUUCCUGGAUAGUUACCUACAAUUCAGGCACCGGUGGUAUGAUUUGCCACACCGGAGCCCAAAGAGGGCAGUAGCAGGUUUGGUUGUUGGGGAGCUUGAGCUUUGCCGUCGUGUCUUUAUGGUCCUCUACCGCAUAUCCUCAAACAAGGAUCCUGGAGCAGGUCGUGGUGAGUCCCUUAGUAUGAAGGAGCAUACAGCCCUUCUGCUGGAGAAAAAAUUGCUUGAUCUGCCAAAAUUGUUGGAUGUAUGUGCUAUAUAUGAGCAUGACAACAACAAGUUAACAAGUUCACUGGUUACAAAUGCUAUUAAUGUGCAGCCAAAUGUCUUGGAUGGCAUUAAUAUUGUCAUUCCCCAGUUCCUUGGCAUUUUCCACACGAUGCAUGAUAGGUGCAUGACGUCUUUACAGGUGCUCACUUCAACAGGAUCAAUUGAUAAUGGAUAUAUUCAACUUCAUAAAGAUUUCUUGGAGGUGUUAGAUUUUAUAAAUGAUGCAAUUGUUACUCUGGAUUCCUUUGUUGGUGCUUAUCAACCUGCUGCUUUGUUGUUCUGUACUAAUUUUGAAAUGAGCUAUGGUGUUGAGGAAUUACUGAAUACCCUUUCAAGAUUGUAUGAUUCAUUGUUACCAUCAUUACUUCAGGGUUUUAAAGUUAUAUCCAAGUCCCAGAGCAAUGGAUUGGCAUCACCUGACAGCAUGCUUAGUGACACUGCUCUUGGUAUAAGGAUGUUAUCAAAGAGAACAGUCAGAUUUGGUUGGAGAUUGUUGCACUACUGCUAUUUAAAUGAUCAACUUAAGGAGCAUGAUGCUCAAUCUUCUACUAAGAUGUUUCCAGCUAAUGUUGAAGACCCUAUUAUCAGGGGAGAUAUCUUGGUUCAAACACUCAAAGAUAUAAACAGAGAAGCCACUAACUCUUCUCAACUGAACCAUGGAAAUACUUUCCUCCAAUCACUUGAAAGUGAAUUUCAGUUAAUGAGCCAGGUUGACAACAUUCGGAACAAAGGAUGGAUGUACAUGGAUGAUGAGCAGUUCCAGUUCAUAUCACGUUUGUGUGGAUCUACUCACAGUUGGAAUAGUAUACCUGAUUUGCCAGUCUCUUCUCAUGGUGGUGAAUUACAACAAAGGGAUGAGGAAAUGGCGAUGGUUGAGUCCAAGAUUAGUCAGAUAAGGGACCUUUUCCCUGAUUAUGGGAAGGGUUUCCUUGCUGCUUGCCUGGAAGCCUACAACCUGAACCCUGAGGAAGUUAUCCAAAGGAUAUUAGAAGGAACACUUCAUCAAGAUCUUCUAGCUCUGGAUACAUCAUUAGAAGAGAUGCCACAGAAAAAGGCACCAACUGCUGUAAAAGAUAAAGGAAAGGGCAUAUUGGUGGAGACUGCGCCUCAAAUUACAGCAAAACCCCAUAAAGUUGCUCAGGCACGUUACAUUGUUCAAGAUGGCCCAUCUUCUGCAGCUUCAUCAGCACCCCAGGGCUCAUCUUCUGCAAUUUCAUCAGCACCACAGGGCCCAUCUUCUGCAGUUUCUUCAGAAUUUCAGGGAUCAUCUUCUGCAAUUUCAUCUGUAUCACAGGGCCCAUCUUCUGCAGUUUCAUCAGAAUUCCAGGGAUCAUCUGCAAUGUCAUCUGUAUCAUCUGUCCCACAAGGUAGAUUUACGAGGAAGGCCAAUGAUGAUUUGCCUGACACUGCAAUUCUGGACUCGAAAAAUGCUAAAGAUGCUGUUAGAUCUGUUAUCCUUGACUCCCAAUAUGAAUAUGAGGACGAGUAUGAUGAUUCAUUUGAUGAUCUUGGCUUCAGUGUGGUAGAGUCAAGUUUUGAGGAAACUGAUGGUGCCAAUGACACUGAUACUUUAUCACACGGGCCAAGAUGGAGUUCACAGAAGAAACCGCAGUUCUAUGUCAAGGACGGGAAGAAUUACAGUUAUAAGGUUGCUGGUUCAGUUGCUGUAUCCAGUGCUCGAGAAGCAGCUGUCUUAAGGCAAACUCAAAAAGAUACAAUCUAUGGUCUUGGCCGUGGUGGAAAUGUUCCUUUUGGUGUUCCCAGUAGGCAACAUAUAGAUGUGGAGGAAGCGGAGGUUCAUGUUGCAAACAACUACGGCAGAGGAGAUUCAAAUCCCCGUGGCCGAGGAAGAAGGGGUGGCAGGGGUCAAGGCAACCCUCUAGAGGAGAAUGAGAACCCCAGUGGACAAGGCUAUGGCCGCGCUGGUAGAAGAGGGGGCUGGAAUCAAGGCAGCAUGGCUGAGGAAAAUGGGAACCCUAAUGGUCAACAAGGAUUUGGCCGUGGUGGUAGAAGAGGGGGUUCCAAUCAGCGCAGUCUAGCUGAGGAAGAUGACGCUAACUCCCUAGGCAGACAACAAGGUUUUGGCCGCGGUGCAAGACGGGGAAGGAACCAUGACCGUCCUGCAGAGGACAGCGAAGAUCCUGAUCCAGCAGAAGGCUUUGCUCGAGGUGGGCCAGCGCCCCGGGGUGGCGACCCUGGUAGGGGAGGUGGCCGGAAUCAUCACAGGAGAGAUCGGGCAAUGAAGAAGCAUAUGCAAGGAUUGACAGGGCUGUAGCUUCUAGUAGCAUUCAACUUUGAAGAGCUGAACUGUAAAUGCAUCCUUUUGGGGGCACUCAUACAUAGACCAGCCAGAAUUUUGUACGUGUGCCCUCCAUAGGUGCUCGUCUAUAUGUAUUGUCGAAAGUAGCAUAUAUAGAGGUGAAUUACCGUUUAGUACUUUGUUUCGUGCAGUCGUUCAUGUUCAUGGUGCUUUUUAGUUCUCCAAACUUUCAUACUCUCAAAUGCAGCGAAUAUAUGCGCUCUUGGACUGGAAA